Messenger RNA from Bemisia tabaci, 1245 nucleotides. The record is from RefSeq and is a predicted model, not a curated record. NCBI's taxonomy places the organism in Eukaryota, Metazoa, Arthropoda, Insecta, Hemiptera, Aleyrodidae.
AAAAAAAAACAUGUGAAAGUGAAAAGUGUACAGGAAAAAUAAGGGGCUGCGAAGCAGCCCCAUAAGCCCCUAGUCUCGUUUAAUCGAAGAAUCCCAGUCCUCAUUUUACCCAGAUGACGGGAUCAUGAAGUAGUCUCGUUACUACCUACCCGAAAGUGCAUUCCGUAACGCCUUCUGUGACAUCUUCGCACCGAAUGAAACACAAAAUAACAUUUCUUCGUUACGAAAAUAAUUUCAGUGAUUUCAUCUAUAACUGUGAAUCGCCCGUGCCCUAAAAGCACCUGGAUCAUCACCGAAGAUCAACUAAACUCUCGACUUCAGUGGAUUACGGAAUUGGAAUCGUUUAUCCCAACUAUCGAUUCGUAGGAACCAUUCCUACCAGGAGUCCACCCUUUCUCCAAUCAGUGUAUCAGUGUCACAACAUAACUCAAAGUGAUCUUUUUUCAAAUAUAAAGCCUCGUUCGCUAAUGAUUCUUUCCUGGCGCAGCGAGAACCGCCAGAUUUGAUCCGUUCUUCCCACUAAUUCAACUCGUUUUCCCGGAUCAGUUUUUCUUCCCGGAGUCCUUACCCCAGUUUACUCUCCCGAUCUGUCGAUAAUUUGAUCAUUACAGUGCAGUUAUCUCCCCGCAAGUUAGUUUUGACCCGGAUAAAGUGCGGUAAAAUCAGACUCGAUUGUUUUUCAUCGUUUUUCCAGAUCCGAUUUUUCCGAGUUCUCUCCCCCCAGUUUCUCCACCCCUCGGAUCUUGGUCAAUAACCGUGGUGAGGGUUAUCACCCUGCAAGUGAGUUGUGUCCGGACGUCCUAGUUUUUCGGUGCUCAUCCAGGAUUCCUCCCGAUGCCAGGCGUCCACCUCUACGUCAGCUACCCUCGAUCCGAUUGACAGCCCAUUCGGCGAGAGCCUGCUCCUCGCUCGGAUGGUCCGAAGCCCCGGGGUCGGUCCAGUCGAGACCAGCUCCUCCUUCCUCGGGAAUCUGCGGGACUCGUGACGUAGCCCGGGCGCAGCGGAUGUUGCUGGACAAGAUGAACUGUCGGCUCUGCGACCUGAUGAGCCACGGCCUCCACCACUCACCGGUGGCGCCGCCGACGCCGACGCCCACACCGACGCCGCGCAGCGAGUCGCCGGCGUCGGUGAGCUCCUCCGUGAGCUCGGUCCCGCUCGGGGAUUUCGGGAUCGGCUCCCUGUCCGCCGCCGGCUCGCUCCUCCAUCUCCGGGAGCUCCUCAUCAAUGCGUCGCUCUACAGCGCAG